CUGUCUUUCAAUCUUUCUUGUUUUGCUAUAUUUUGAAUUCAAUCGUCUGGUUUCAUUGCAACCGAUUUUGCUCCUCAAUGGCUUUAUCCGAUUUCUCACUCGAAUAUACGCUUCAAUUGACUUCGGACCUGUUUGGAAUUGCCAAAAUCACUUUUGCAAUUGCGCAGAGGAUGAAAUUGAUUUUUGAAGUGUUAGUUGGUAGAUGAUUUUUGCUAGGGUGACUAACCUGAAAUCAGCUCCAGAACUUAUCUGGAUUCUAAUUCAGCUUGCCCCUAAUUUAAGAACACGAUUCUCAGCCCUGAAUAAUUUCUUUGCUUUCGAUUUGUUCCGCUUUCUCUCACCAUUGUAGCAUCUUCAGAGGACUCUUUCAUUUCCGGCCGCUUUUUCUCUCGUUCUGCUGAUCAUUUCGUUGGUUUUCGCUGGUAGUUGUUAGCUUCAUCCUUGUUUGAGUUUUGGACGUGUGGUUUCCACAUUGAUUGUGAACUGUUUGCAUUAUUCUUAAUUUUGAAUUAGGUUUUCAAUUUGUUUAUGUAAUUUUGACUGGUGGUUUUGAUUUGUGUUUCGUUUUGAACUAGGUUUUUGAUUUGUUCCGUAAUUGCUUCAUUGAUUAGGUUGCCAAUGGUGUGUUGUUUGCUUUUCUUACUUAUGAUUGGGUGGUGUAUUUCUGGAAUUCGACGGCAGAACAGUUAGAAGACAUUAAAAAUGAGCAAGUACGGCCUACAACUUAGAGUUAAGCCAUCACAGCAGAAACAGCCUACAAGACCGCCCCUUCCUGCUCCUCUUGGAUUUCAAGACGACGACGACGAUGAUGUUGAGAGAGAGAUAUCCCGACAAGCUUCCAAGAAUAAGGCACUUAAGGAUAUCGAGGAGCAACACAAGAAAGCACUAGCGGAAGAUCCGUCGGUUUUCGAUUACGAUGGAGUCUAUGAUGAAAUGAAAGAAAAGGCUGUUCUACCUCGAGCAUAUGAUCGUGAAGAGCGAAAGCCAAAGUAUAUUCAAAAUUUGAUGAAGAAGGCAAAAGAGCGAGAGAGAGAACAGGAGGUUAUAUAUGAAAGAAAACUAGCCAAGGAGAGAAGCAAAGAUGAUCAUCUUUAUGCUGGUAAGGACAAAUUCGUCACUAGUGCCUACAAAAAGAAACUUGCAGAACAAGCUAAGUGGAUGGAGGAAGAACGUCUCCGACAACUUCGAGAGGAGAAAGAUGAUGUUACCAAGAAGAGCGACAUUAGCGACUUUUACUUCAACCUUCAAAAGAAUAUUGCCUACGGUGCCGGUAAUGCAGUCGAGCCGAGGGAACCUCCACAGAAGCUUCAAUCAGAGAAGCAGGCUGAUGUCCAGAAAAUGAAGAAGCAUGGAGAGAGUGCUAAUGCCGAUAUUGUUAAUGAUCAUCAGUCACCGAAAUACCCCAGCUCGCCUUCCCAGUCAGCAAAGACUAUAGAACAGGAUCGUCACCUCGAAGAGCACCUUUCGAAUUCAAACAAAACAACACCGUCUGAUGUACGAGGUACUAGCCCCCCUCCAUUACACAAUAAAACUCCAGUUGAGAAACAGCCCGAACAUGACCAAGGUGAACAACAACCAAAGCGUGAUCAUCAUAAAAGAAGUGAAGAUGCUGUCGCUGCUGCAAAAGAGCGAUUUUUGGCUCGAAAAAGAACAAAGGAGGUCUGAAAUACUUAACCUUUAUGGAUUAAAUUGAGGACAAAUAUGUAAAUGUUAUUGUUCUAUGGAUGAUAGUUGAUAGUUAUGUUCUUAAUGGUCAAAUUCAUCUUGAAUCUCUGGCUUUGACAUCA
Messenger RNA from Cucurbita maxima (winter squash), 1787 nucleotides. RefSeq names its product nuclear speckle splicing regulatory protein 1-like. The coding region runs from base 703 to 1665 and encodes 320 amino acids. The record is from RefSeq and is a predicted model, not a curated record. Gene Ontology annotation, biological process: regulation of alternative mRNA splicing, via spliceosome. NCBI's taxonomy places the organism in Eukaryota, Viridiplantae, Streptophyta, Magnoliopsida, Cucurbitales, Cucurbitaceae. The transcript has 5 exons.